Penicillium concentricum is the source of this 606-nucleotide messenger RNA. Its product is annotated as 40S ribosomal protein eS8. NCBI's taxonomy places the organism in Eukaryota, Fungi, Ascomycota, Eurotiomycetes, Eurotiales, Aspergillaceae. The record is from RefSeq and is a predicted model, not a curated record. The transcript has 2 exons. Gene Ontology annotation, molecular function: structural constituent of ribosome. Gene Ontology annotation, biological process: maturation of SSU-rRNA from tricistronic rRNA transcript (SSU-rRNA, 5.8S rRNA, LSU-rRNA); translation. The coding region runs from base 1 to 606 and encodes 201 amino acids. Gene Ontology annotation, cellular component: ribosome; cytosolic small ribosomal subunit.
AUGGGUAUUUCUCGGGAUUCUCGCCACAAGCGCAGCGCCACUGGUGCCAAGCGCGCUCACUACCGCAAGAAGAGAGCCUUCGAGAAGGGUCGCCAGCCUGCCAACACCCGUAUUGGCACCAAGCGCAUUCACCUUGUCCGCACCCGUGGUGGCAACCAGAAGUUCCGUGGUCUCCGUCUUGAGUCCGGUAACUUCUCGUGGGGCUCCGAGGGUAUCUCCCGCAAGACCCGUGUCAUUGGAGUGUCCUUCCACCCCUCCAACAACGAGCUGGUCCGCACAAACACCCUGACCAAGUCGGCCGUUGUCCAGAUUGACGCUGCCCCCUUCCGUCAGUGGUACGAGGCCCACUACGGCCAGCCCAUCGGCCGUAGACGCCAGCAGAAGACCGAGGGUGUCGAGGAGGAGAAGAAGUCCGCCUCCGUCGCCAAGAAGCAGGCUGCCCGCUUCGCUGACUCCGGUAAGACUGAGUCUGCUAUCGAGCGCCAGUUCGAGUCCGGUCGUCUUUUCGCCGUUGUUGCCUCGCGCCCCGGCCAGUCUGGCCGCUGUGACGGUUACAUUCUGGAGGGUGAGGAGCUUGCUUUCUACCAGAAGGCUAUCCGCAAGUAA